UUUCUGUUUCUGUCUUUUAAAGCUUCAGAGAACCACAGUGAGAGCUAUUAAUCACUAAUGAAACACUAGUGAACCUUCGUUCGAGUUGGAUUUUAUGAUAUAAAGCGGACUCUGGGGCUUCCACGUGGGGAAACUGCCCAAGAACCAAACCACCAAGUCUUAGAGUGUGUCGGGCGAUCAGAGAUGAAGCCUCUCUCUCUGCUGGUGUGCGGCCUCUUCAUUUCCUCCCUCUGUUCCUCCUCGGACUCCAGUUUAGACGUUUCUGUGACCCAGACUCCAGUUGAACUCACAGUGGAGGAAGGACAGAGUGUGAAAAUCUCCUGUUGCUGGAAUAAAAUCAUCCCUAAUAUUAAAGUGAGGUGGAUUAAACCCAACCAGACUAAUAAAGACGUUCCUACAGAAAUCCUUAAUACUAACUGCUCAGUUUUCUCUAUAAGAAACGCCUGCAGUAAUGAUACAGGACUGUACAUCUGUGAAGUUCUACAAGACAUUCCUGUACUGGUUACUGUAAAAGGAAAAGGGACGACUGUGAGACUCCUGGAAAAAAAGCCAGACAAUAACACCACUGGAUUCACUAAUUCAUCCUUGGAGGCCCUAUCGGAUUCAUCCCUAUCGCCGCUGGUGCCGAUAGUGGGAGCGUCGGUUCCCGCAGCCGUGAUCCUGAUUUGUCUCUGUGUUUCUGUGGCUGUGUGGAGAACCUGCAGAAAACCAGAGAGGAUGGUCAUACGGGAGGGACCAGCAAGUGAGGGGGAGGAGCCUGAGCAUAGCGAGGGUGACGACAGCUCACGUAACUCCAGAGGCUCCACCCAGUGGUACAUGGUUCCAGUGUACGAGUCCUACUUUGAUCUUCAGAGAAACGAUGAAGAAGAGUCAUCAAACGAAGAUCAGUCAACAAAAUCAGACAAGACUGACAGUCUGGGUAAAAAUGGUAAAACAGCUAAUCACAAAUAACGGAAACACCUCACCAGGCUAGCAUCACGCUAACUGUCUGAAUCAUUUUUGUUUUUUGCCUUUUGCCUUAAAUGCUGUUAAUUUACCAUUCCACCUUAAAUGCUGUUAAUUUACCACUCCACCUUAAAUACUGUUCAUUUACCAUUCCACCUUAAAUGCUGUUAAUUUACCACUCCACCUUAAAUUCUGUUAAUUUACCAUUCCACCUUAAAUGCUGUUAAUUAUCACGCCACCUUAAAUUCUGUUAAUUUACCAUUCCACCUUAAAUACUGUUCAUUUACCAUUCCACCUUAAAUGCUGUUAAUUUACCACUCCACCUUAAAUUCUGUAAAUUUUCCAUUCCACCUUAAAUGCUGUUAAUUUACCACGCCACCUUAAAUUCUGUUAAUUUACCAUUCCACCUUAAAUACUGUUCAUUUACCAUUCCACCUUAAAUACUGUUCAUUUACCAUUCCACCUUAAAUGCUGUUAAUUUACCACUCCACCUUAAAUUCUGUUAAUUUACCACUCCACCUUAAAUUCUGUAAAU
Molecule: messenger RNA, 1480 nt
Organism: Astyanax mexicanus (Mexican tetra)
Lineage: Eukaryota; Metazoa; Chordata; Actinopteri; Characiformes; Acestrorhamphidae
Exons: 6
Coding region: 184-951 (255 amino acids)
Biological process (GO): adaptive immune response
Cellular component (GO): membrane
Molecular function (GO): signaling receptor activity
Source: RefSeq, a predicted model, not a curated record